Molecule: messenger RNA, 1895 nt
Organism: Haemorhous mexicanus (house finch)
Lineage: Eukaryota; Metazoa; Chordata; Aves; Passeriformes; Fringillidae
Product: Fc receptor-like protein 4
Exons: 7
Coding region: 1-1713 (570 amino acids)
Biological process (GO): cell surface receptor signaling pathway
Molecular function (GO): transmembrane signaling receptor activity
Source: RefSeq, a predicted model, not a curated record
AUGGGUCACCUCCUGUGUGACCAGAGCCUGUCCCCUGCUCUGGGGACAUCCCAGAGCAUCCCAGUAUGGGAGAACCCCGUCUUGGAAUUGGGGACCCCUGGUGCUCAGGGUGUGACCCAAUGGGGGGUCCUGGUGCCAUCAGCUCUGACAGGACCCCUCUGUCCCACAGACUGGCUGGCACUGCAGGUGCCGGCGCGGGCGCAGCUGGAGGGGGACACGGUGACACUGCGCUGCCGGGGCUGGCAGAACCGCACGGUCACCAGGGUGUCCUUCUACCGCGAGAGGGAGAAACUGAGGGGGCUCCACGAUGGCACCGAGCUGUCCCUGUCCCCUCUGCAGCUGAGCCACAGCGGCAACUACAGCUGCAAGGGCCUGGUGGGAUCCUGGGUGUUGCAUGUGUCAGCACCGGCGACAGUGACAGUGCAGGCCAGGUUAGAGUUGCAGGUGUCGGCGCGGGAGCUGCUGGAGGGGGACACGGUGACACUGCGCUGCCUGCGCUGGCAGAACAACCCGGUCACCGGAGUGCAAUUCUAUCAUGGGGACCAGGAGGUGGGGAAGCCCCUCAAUGGGACCGAGCUGUCCCUGUCCCCUCUGCAGCUGAACGACAGUGGAAACUACAGCUGUGAGGGCCGGGUGGACUCUGGAGUGUCACUGUGGGCAAAGUCGGCACCAGUGACAGUGACAGUGCACGGUGAGCACCCCCUCGGCUGGAACUCCAAUCUCCUGACACCCCCAAAGCCCAUUCCCAAGCACUUCUCGCUGCCGGUGCUGGAGGGUCCCCCCGAGCCCAGCCUGGGGUCCCCCCUGACUCUCAGCUGCCUCAGCACCCCCAGCCCCCUGCGGCCCCCAACCCCCCUCCUGCACGUGUUCUACCGGGACGGGCAGGUGCUGGGGGGCCCGCAGGUGUCCCCACAGCUGCUGGUGCCCUCCGUGGGGGUCUCCCACUCGGGGAAUUACAGCUGCCAGGUGCGCUCUGAGGGGGGGUCUGUGCGGAAGAGCAGUGCCCGGCUCCGCGUCACGGUGCGCAUGCCCGUGGCCAAUGCCACCAUCACCCCCGGUCCCCUGGCACACCAGGUGCACCCAGGUGACAACGUCACCCUGCACUGCUCAGUGCAGGUGGGCUCAGCCCCUGUCACCUUCACCUGGCUGCACAAUGGGCAGGAGGUGGCUCGGGGUCCCCUCCUGGAGCUCAGGGACAUCGAUGUGGGACAUUCGGGCACCUACCAGUGCGUGGCCACCAACCAGCUGGGACAGGACGGGCACCGCGUGUUCCGGGCAUUCAGCCCUGAGCUAGCAAUGACAGUGAAAGCAUGGGGACACAGGGACACAGUGGCCGCAGGGGUCGGUGGGGCCCUUUUGUUCCUGCUCCUGCUCGUGGGUGUCAUUGUGGCCUGGCACUGGUGGCACCUCCUGGCUGCCAGGAAGAACCAGGAAAGGGCCCCCCCAGAUCCCCUGGCUGCCCCAGAGGAGGGGCAGGUGCUGUACACCCAUGUUGUGGUCUCCAAGAGGGCAGGGGGUGAGUAUGGAGGGGGGACACAUGCAGAGGGACAUGUCACCCACGAGUGUCACCCCACCCAGAUCCCACAGCCCGUGUCUCUCGCAGUGUCCCCCCGUGCCACCACCCUCCAGGAUCCCCAGGUGACCUACGCAGAGCUGAGGGGACACCAGGGGCGACCGCGGAAAACUGGUGACAUCUGUGGGAAUGUGCUGUGACACUGGGGGGAUCUGGGGGGCACUAGGGGUCCCCACCCAUGGGCACCAACUCGUGUAUGUGCUGCCACCAAAAACUGCUCCUCUCCCUCCCUGUGGGGGCACAAAGAUCCCAAAGGGCUGAGAGAAGAACAAUUUCCUGUAACAGCAAUGAGAGAGAAUAAAACCAACAGCAACAGCAACAA